UUGCCAUAUAUACUAUAUAUGUAUAUAUGUUUGAAUCCGUCUGAUGACUCGUUAGUUAACUGGUGACUUCAGUUGAAAUACUGUUGCAAAUAUUUACGUACAUACAUUUAACUAACUUCGUUUUAUUUACAUUUAGCAAAACUCGUAGAUAUUCAUUCGACAAUAUGUCACUGUCCUUGAAAUUUCUAAUCGUAACAUUGCUCUUCCGGUUACGAUUUGUCAUAGCAAUUAACAACGAAGAAAGAAAUAGCGUUAAUUCAUAUCAUCUCAUGCGAGAGAUAAGUUGUUACGAACCAGUGGUUCGUGCAAUAAUAAAUGAAACUUUAUUUGGAUCGUUCAAAGGAACCACAUGGAACGAAUUAGCUUAUUUUACUGACACAUUUGGUCCUAGAUUGUCCGGUUCUGAGGUGCUGGAAUGUUCCAUCGACUAUGUGUUGAAUAAAUCUAUCGAAUAUGGAUUAGAUAACGUCCAUGGUGAACCUGUUACCGUGCCACGUUGGAUCAGAGGAAAAGAAUCAGCAACUCUUCUGAAACCAAGAAUGAAAGACAUUGCACUUCUAGGAUUAGGUACCAGCAUUGGUACUUCACCUGAAGGAAUUACAGCUCAAGUUAUUGUUGUGAACAGUUUCGAAGAACUUGACAAAAGAAAAAAUGAAAUAGCAGGAAAGAUCGUUGUAUUUAAUGAAAAAUAUAUUACGUACAGUCAAACGGUGAAGUAUCGAAGCAAAGGAGCGUCAAAAGCAUCGAAAUACGGGGCUGUUGCUGCUUUAAUUAAAUCAAUUUCACCAUUUUCGUUGUACACACCGCACACAGGCAUGCAAAGUUACGAUCAAAACGUGAGUAAGAUUCCGGUAGCCUGUAUCACUGCUGAGGAUGCUAGCUUACUCAGGAGAAUGGCUGAUAGGGGUGAAGUGAUUGAAAUCAAUUUGAAAAUGGAAGCGAAAAAUCUACCAUCCACGAUGUCGCGAAAUGUUGUUGCCGAAUUGCGAGGUUCCACGAAUCCUGAGAAAGUUGUCGUUGUUUCUGGCCAUAUCGAUAGUUGGGAUGUUGGCCAAGGAGCAAUGGACGACGGUGGUGGUGCAUUCGUUUCGUGGCAGGCUUUGAAAUUAUUGAAACAUCUUAAUUACAGGCCACGACGAACAGUAAGACUGAUCAUGUGGACGGCCGAAGAAUUUGGAAUGAUAGGAGCCAGGCAAUACAUCAGAAAUCACAAAAAAGAGGAGAAAAACUUACAAUUUGUGAUGGAAUCUGAUUUAGGCACGUUCAAACCUUUGGGCAUCGCAUUUACUGGAACGCAAGAAGUAAAAUUCAUUCUCGAAGAAAUUUUAAAACUCUUCUCAAGUAUGGGAGAAUUGAAACUUCGAAGUCCGAACGAUGGCCCAGAUAUCGAUUAUUGGGUAAAAGCAGGUAUACCAGGAGGUUCUCUCUGGACUCAAGACGAUAAAUACUUUUAUUACCAUCACACGAACGCUGAUACUAUGUUGGUCGAGGAUCCAGAAGCUCUCGAUAGAGGGACUGCCUUAUUUGCAGCAUUGGCUUAUGUACUUGCAGAUCUCAGUAUUGAUCUUCCACGACACAAAUGACACGCUAUUCAUGUUGUUGAUAUUGGUAAUAAUUGUAACAGAGAAUGUAAAGAAAGUGUUCGAUAUUGACACACUUUGGUAUUAAAAAAUUCGUAUAAUUUGAAUUGUACAAAGUAAAGGAAAUAAAAAAAAUGAAUUACUUUGAUAUU
This is a messenger RNA of Apis florea (little honeybee), 1732 nucleotides long. Its product is annotated as carboxypeptidase Q. Gene Ontology annotation, molecular function: metallodipeptidase activity. The record is from RefSeq and is a predicted model, not a curated record. Gene Ontology annotation, biological process: proteolysis; peptide catabolic process. NCBI's taxonomy places the organism in Eukaryota, Metazoa, Arthropoda, Insecta, Hymenoptera, Apidae.